Molecule: messenger RNA, 2715 nt
Organism: Brassica rapa (field mustard)
Lineage: Eukaryota; Viridiplantae; Streptophyta; Magnoliopsida; Brassicales; Brassicaceae
Source: RefSeq, a predicted model, not a curated record
CAUUUAACCCAAAACCCCUUUUCGCUGUUUAAAAUCUGUGAAAAUGUUCUUUAUCUCUGGAGACGAAGAGAGGUAAUAAGCAAAGCUCUCGCAAUGACCGAAACUCCACGCCAUCGAGUAGCUGCGUCGGAGAUUUUCCUCCAUUAUCUGACUGUUCUCGCAAGGACUGGUGUGUAUAGUUUACCUAUAGGCAGAAAAAAGCUCAUCUUAAUGGGAUUACAAGCACAAGAAGCUCUGGCAUCAUGCCACUGAUGGUGAUUAUUCAGAUAUCAAGCAAGAAUAUAUAGCAAGUCAAAGGGCAAUUUGGCCUCUAGAUUUGAUAGGGUGGAUGAUGAUCAACAGGGUAAAGUGCAACGACUCAGAGUUGGUGGUAGGCCCCCUGGGUCAGGUGAUGGAACAGCCACAGUCUGCUACUGUCAUGGACUGAGAAAGCUGGAAUGUGGGGGAAAGCAGUCGUGCUUGGUGGAGUUGAACCUCCAGAGCAAAGUUUGUCACACAAUGAUGAGACUUGGAUAAAACAGCUACAAGGAAGACUUCGGAUUUACAGAAAACUUGGGUCAAACAGCCCGUGACCAAGUGUCAGAAGCUUUACUGCUUGCUUGGUCAGCUCUUUGAGGAUGGAUUUUCUGGUAUCUGCGAAAGUUGAUGGAUCCUUGGAGAAGCUUUAGUCAAUCUGGUGCAUUUCAGCAAAAGUAAAUCUAUAGAGUGACACAUUAGCUAAGCAUUGGACAACAAGAAGUAGAGGUGCUGACAUAGUGGCUAGGACUGUCAUAUCUGCACAAUUGGUCGAGACUUUUUUUGCUCUAUCCAAAUGCCAUGAGGAGUUGUGUUGUAAUUUGUAAACAGAGUACUCACCUGGAUCUCACUGUUUUCUUCUUCUUCUUUCUUUUUUUUUUUUGUCUGUUUCCCACUUGUUUGUAAGUUCAAGAUUUAACAUGUUAUUUUCUUACCCAAACCGACUCUCUUUGGACGAAUCAUCUCGUACUCUUGAAAUUCUCUCACAAAUAGAAAACAAACAAAGAGGGUUAGGCAUGCUCAUGCGCUGAAUUGGUAAUGUGACUGGUGAAGUAAUUUCACUAAAAUAUUAACUACACAAUUAUUUUAUUGCUAACAUGUCACUAAUAAAGUUACAACAUUUCACUAAUUACUUUUAAGGAUCAAAUUAGUAAUUUCCUCUCAUAAUAGUUGUGAGUUGUGACAACCAAAAUUUUAUUUGCAGUGUAAACGUAAAAGUUGGAUAAAUCCCAUGAUCAUAGCUUAAAGGAGAGAUAUUUUCAAUUGUAAUGUUGUAAAGCGAGACACAUCAUCACCACGACCACAGAAACAUGAAACUCAUAUGAAUGGCUCCCAAUAAUUCGAUUGUCUUAAUUGUAAAAGGGGCCUCCCUCUUUAAUAUGUAAUGCAUUAAAUACUUUCGCCUACUUCUUCUUCCUUCUCCUUGCACACCAAGCCACAAUACACAUUACACUCCAACCGUUUUAGUUUUGGCCCUACAUAGAAAAUCAAUGCAUCAGCAUGUACCAUCAUUGGUCGAUGCUAGUACAGCCACGGGGACUUUAUAUGUGUAUAAAUACGAUUCCUUGGCCACCUUACUAUAACCAAUUCUCCAAGCUUCCCUUUGAGCUUGAGCUUCUUCUUCUUCUCCCUUCCUCUUGAUUUUGAUCUCAAAACCUCCUUUUUGUAAACACUUACAAGUUACAACCAACCAGACACAAUGGGAAUGAAAUGCCUAUUACCCCCGGCUCUCACUCAAAUGUUUGGCUACCCUUCAAACCAAAUCAAUCAAACCAGCAACUUCGUAAACACCCACAACAAAAUAAAGGUGAUGGAGAGAGAGGAAUUUCCAGGUGGGUUUCAAGUUCCUCUUCACUACCCUAAAUACUCCAAGUCUGAUUAUGAAGCCAUGGAUGAUCUUAGCCUUGACUUGCUCCUCAAACAAUAUGGAAUCUCCUUCGACGGAUCUCUUGAAGACAAGAGGGUCUUUGCAAUGGAGACAUUUCUCUGGCCAGACCAGCUUUAGAGUUUAUUUAUGUUUGGUGUUAGUAUAUCCAAGUAUCAUCUCCACCAACGUCCGAUCCUAUCAUGAGCCUAAGAUUAAAUAUUUUAGAAUUAUGAUAAAUCAUGACAUAUAUCAAUCACUUUGUAAUCAAGUUUGUGUUUUAUAUGUUUAUAUUUGGGGGCUUUAUAUGUACAUGUAUGAAAAACUUUUGAAGCAUGUUAUUUACACCUAUGUAUCACCAUGAUGAGUGCAUUAACUAAUAACAUCUUUCUUGUUUUUAAGCCCUUUCUCAAAAAAAAAAAAAAACAUGAAACUAAUACAUCUUUCAUGUAUUAUAUACAUUCUAAAGAUGUGAUCUAUCGACUUAUGAUAAUCUAGUUAUCUAUUUUCUUAAUCGGUCUAAACGCGGAUUAAUUUAUGGACUACAACACAUGAAUACUGCACUCGACAAAUGCUUACUAUUAAUAAUUGUUUUGGUCAAGGAUAAAUCGAUCUGAUUGAAACUAGAUUUAUUAAAAUAUGUUAGGCAUUACAUCAUUGAUUCAUUAUAGACGUGGUUUUAGCGCAAUAGUAAAGCUAAACUGCUUAAACACGGUAUGCCAAUUUAAUCAUUUACGAAUAAUAAAAAAAUAAAAAUAAUAAUUUAAGUUGAUAAAUAUAAAAUAUUUAUCAACUACAGAUAAUAUUAUUUUGGUGUAAAAUCUCUCCUAUUAAAA